This is a messenger RNA of Petromyzon marinus (sea lamprey), 3179 nucleotides long. RefSeq names its product myb-related protein B-like. The record is from RefSeq and is a predicted model, not a curated record. Gene Ontology annotation, molecular function: RNA polymerase II cis-regulatory region sequence-specific DNA binding; DNA-binding transcription factor activity, RNA polymerase II-specific. Gene Ontology annotation, cellular component: nucleus. NCBI's taxonomy places the organism in Eukaryota, Metazoa, Chordata, Hyperoartia, Petromyzontiformes, Petromyzontidae. Gene Ontology annotation, biological process: regulation of DNA-templated transcription.
CCCUCCCUCACAACUUCUGGAAUCUCACACUGAUGACGUCACCUCCCCCACUACUCCCCUCGCUCACCCGGAUGCUGAAACUCGCGCGCCAGCGGAAGUGACGUCGUUCGGCGUGCGCGCGCUGCGCGCCACGGGACGGUUGGCGCGAGAUUCGGUGCAGGGCGGCGUCGCCCAUCAGCUCGCUGGGGGCCCUCAAAGCCGCCAACAUUUCCCUCACGCCACGCACACUACUGCUCAGGCUCAUUGCGUCCAGCACCGCUUCUGAUUAUAUCCCCGCCGCUCACCCUCAUCGCCGCACUCCCGUCGCGUGUGUGGAGUGGCGACGGGGGGGGGGGGGUAAAAAAAAAACGCGAGGACGAAUGGAGGCGGCGUGGCGGCGGUGGCGGCCGUGAAUCAGCAGCGGCGGCAGCGGCGAGGAGGUGGAGGGAGAGCGGACAUGGCGCAGCUCCUGAGCGCAGUGAGCUUACAUCAGGGCUUCACGGGGAUAUCGGAGUAUGGCAGCAGCGAUGAUGAUGACUGCGACGAGAGUGAGCGCGAUCAGUCGGAGCAGAACCCUGGCCACUCGCGCAGCUCCGGCUUCAAGCCUCGCUGGACCAGGGAGGAGGAUGACCAGCUGAAGAGUAUUGUUGACAGGUUGGGAGUGAAGGACUGGAAGUUGAUCGCAAGCAACAUGCCGAACCGGUCGGACACUCAGUGUUUGAACCGCUGGCAGAAGGUACUCAGCCCCGAGCUGGUGAAGGGACCGUGGACUAAGGAGGAAGAUCAGAAGGUGAUAGAGCUGGUGCAAAAGUAUGGCCCCAAGUCCUGGGCCCUCGUCGCCAAGCAGCUGAAGGGGCGCAUCGGCAAGCAAUGCCGUGAGCGCUGGAUCAACCACCUCAACCCUAAGGUGAAGAAGUCAUCGUGGACCGAGAUGGAGGACCACAUCAUCUACGAAGCUCACAAGAGCCUGGGCAACCGCUGGGCUCUCAUCGCCAAGUUGCUGCCCGGCCGGACGGACAACGCCAUCAAGAACCACUGGAACUCGACCAUGAGGCGGAAGGUGGAGAAGAUGGGCUACCCGACGGAGAACACGGUGCCCGCGUGCCUGGCGGCCGCACCUCAGCCGCAGGUGCCAUUCGUCCUGAUGUGCCCGUCCUCGCGGAGCGGCUCCACGCUGCAGUGCAUCCAGAUCAGCGACUCGAACUCGGUACGGGCACGUGCGCAAUACCCGUUGGUGCUUUACACAAGUGCCACUGCCAGCCAGCAAGUUGAUGGCGUGGAAGUGGACACCGAGCAGCUGGAGCUGAAGCCUGACAUCAAGGUGGUGUCCGAGCGGUGCGCCGAGGCCUUGGCUUGCCCACUGCCGGUACGGCAGCAGCAUCAGCCGGAGGAGCUCCCGUUGCCCGCGCCGGUGGCCACGGUCGGGGUAGAGCCGCAAAGCGAGCCAGCUGUGGGUGAGGUGGUGCCGACGACUGAGGACGAGGCGGCCGCAAACCAGCUGGUGCUGGUGGACGGCGCGGAGGGCUCGUCUCCGCUCGAGGCCAUCUCCGAGUUCGCCGACGCGCUGCAGUUCAUCGAGUCGGAAAUGUUUUUCGAUGACUCAACCUCGCUGGGAGAGAUCUAUGAGCUGGCCGAGCUGGUCGAAGGGACGGUCAUCCCCAGCGCCGCCCCACAGCCGCCUGUGAUCGAUGCUCAUCCCAGCGCGCCCGCCAACUCGAAGCAGCUGCCGCAAAUUACUCCCGAGGCGGAGGUGCCUCUGCUGACGACGCCCACGGUCACCGUCAAGUUCAGCCCUCCCACCAUCCUGAGGCGCAGGAGCGUGCGCGGGGUCAGCCACUCCUCCCCCGCCUUCUCGUCGUCGCUGAUGGACGAGAUGAGCGAACUGCAGGACACUCCCAAAAGCACGCCCCUCAAGAAGCUCAGCUUCUCCCCGUCGCAGUUCCUGAACGUGAAGGUGCAGGACGGCAUCCGCUUGGAUUCGGGCCCGUCCCUCACCUCUACUCCUGUGUGCAGCCACAAGGUGGAGGUGACCACGCCACUGCAGAGGGACCACACGCCGAAGCCCUCCAAGGGUGGUGGCAAAGCCUACCGCACCCUCAACAUCCGGCGCUCCAUCCUGGGACCGCCUCGUACCCCCACGCCAUUCAAGAAAGCCCUGGCAGCCCAGGAGAGCAAGUACGGUCCCGUCAAGCUAAUGCCUCAGACACCUUCCCAGCUGGAGCAGGACCUGCUGGAGGUGCUGGAGAAGGAUGUGUCCUCGUUGCAGGACACCCCAGGAAGAUUCACCGGCCUGCGCUCGGCCAAAACCGGUAACCCCUGGAAGGCCGACUUUCCCGCCAAGCGUGCUCGCAAAUCUCUGGCCCUCGACAAGAUGGACACUGAGAACUGCUGCCAUGUCCUGCCAACCAAGGACCAGGCCGUCGUCAACCCUACCAGCAAGAGCCGAGCGAGGCACAAGAGGAGGGUGAUGGCGGAUGAGGCUGAGGAGAGUCCUCGCCAGCCGCUCACCCCGCUACGCACCUCACUCCAGGACAACCUCUGCUGCAAGAUGCCCAUCCAGAUGAGCGAGGAGUGGGAGGCCGUGGCGUGCGGCAAGACGGAGGACCAAGUGUUGAUGACGGAGAAGGCUCGCAGGAUCCUGCACACCCUGCCUCCGCGGAGCCUGGUGCUGUGAGCGAGUGCCACCGCACAACCCCCCCGUGGCUCGUCCGACCCCUCCGUGCGCUUCGAUAGCGACGUGACAGACGUUCCCCCCCCCCCCCCCCCCCGAACGGCAAAGUGAGCGUUGACGUGCCAGGGUUUUUUCCGAAACGGCGGCGAUUUGGUUUUCCCGCCAAAUCCCGCGCCGGCGUUCAUUCUCUAGGUUAAGGUGUUUGUGGGAGUAUUUAAAUGGAGAACCCCGUAGCGGGAUUGUUAACUGUAAGUGUAAUGGGUUCAACUGAGUCGCAGACGUAGACUUGGGGGCAACACAUUUAUUCAGUUCCAACACACGGGGUAACUUUCCCCUUAACAGAAUAACAACCUAUGGUGGUGACCACCAGGCUAACUACACUAGUUACAACAUAACUGCUACUACAGACCGGGACCAACAACAGCUUUGGCCCGGGUCCACGUGUUGGAGACUCGUUGAACGGAGAACAUAAACAAAGGGUUUCUUCCAGGAUGAACAACGACCCCGGUGGUCCCUCUGGGGACCCGGC